UGUGGCUUACCGAAGUGGUAAAAUCUUGUAGCUGACAAUACUCUGCAAACUCUCCUUCCUAGAUUCUCCGUGUCAUCUAUCUCACCUAGGGUUUUCAAAGUUUGAAACUUUCUUCACACACUUUCCCUAGAAACAAACACAAAUGAGAAAGAAAGACAGAAAGAGAAUUUUUUUUGCAGAAACGAAAGACUUUUGAACAGAACCGAACCGAGAUCUGGAACCGUAUCAUUCAGUUCGAUUUCCACUAGAAACAAAGACUGAAUCAGGCAAAAGAAAAAGCCCUAAUUGUUUUUGAGUUUUGAACCUUGAUUUUCCACAAUGCUUGAUAUCGGACAGUGGUGAAGUUGUUAGUUUUGUCGUUUUUGUGAAGAAACCCUGGCUUUUGAGAGGAGGUUUGCGAUGGAGAGGUCUAGAUCUAAGAGGAACUACUACUAUGACCAAGAUUAUGACUCUGAGACUGUUGUUAGGACCAGACCAAGGUACAACCACCAUUAUGGGGCGAACAACAACCACCACCGCCACCGCGGAAGUGUUGGAGCCGGUGGAGGAGGCGGAGGAGGAGUAGGAGGAGUAGGAGGGGGAAGGGUCUCCUCCAACAAGCCUCAACAACAGGAUCAAUCCCUGACGGUGACGACCAGUUAUCGGAUCCUCUGCCACGACGUGAAGGCCGGAGGCGUGAUCGGCAAGUCCGGCAGCAUCAUAAAGUCGAUUCGCCAGCACACCGGCGCGUGGAUCAACGUCCACGAGCUCAUGCCCGGCGACGAGGAGCGGAUCAUCGAGAUUUCCGACACGCGCCGCCGGGACCCCGAGGGACGAAUGCCGGCCUUCUCGCCGGCUCAGGAGGCGCUUUUCUUGAUCCACAACCGGAUUCUCGAGAGCGACGGCGGCGGCGGAGGCGGCGGAGAUGAGGAGGAUUGCUGCGGGGUUAGAGGUGGUGGGAAUCGGGUCGCGACGAGGCUCGUCGUUUCGAGAAUGCAUGUUGGGUGUUUGCUUGGCAAGGGAGGGAAGAUAAUUGAGCAAAUGAGGAUUGAGACUAAGACGCAGAUUAGGAUUUUGCCUAGAGACCACAAUCUGCCUCGCUGUGUUUCAAUGUCGGAGGAGAUUGUUCAGGUUGUAGGUGAUAUGAAUGCUGUAAAGAAUGCAAUAGCAAUAAUUUCAUCACGCUUGAGGGAGAGUCAGCAUCGUGAUCGAAGUCAGUUCCAUGGGCGAUCACAUUCACCGGAACGUUUUUUCCCUCCUGAUGACGAUUUUGUUCCUCACAUGAGCAACACAGGGCGCAGGUCAGCAAUGGAUGGGCCUGGUUUCGGACCUCGAUUUUCUGCCUCCAAUGUCAGGGGCAACAGUUAUGCCUCGCGUCCAUCGGGUUAUACAAAUGAUCCUGGUUAUACAAAUGAACAGGGGUCUGUUAUGAUGGCUGAAAAUAUGCAGCCCUAUUACAGUGAGGACCUUGUAUUUCGAAUACUUUGCCCAGUUGACAAGGUUGAAAGUGUUGUUGGAGAGUCUGACGGGAUUAUAGAUCUGCUUCAAAAUGAAAUUGGUGUGGAUGUUAAAGUUACUGACAGUGUGGCUAGUUCGAAUGAACGGAUAAUUAUCAUUUCUUCUGAGGAGGGUCCUAAUGACGAGCUAUUUCCAGCUCAAGAGGCUUUGUUACACAUCCAAACUCGCAUUCUAGAUCUUAUUCCAGAUAAAGAUAAUAUUGUGACCACUAGAUUACUUGUCCCAUCUAGUGACAUUGGAUGUUUAGAGGGAAGAGAUGGAUCAUUAUCAGAAAUAAAAAGAUUAACUGGCGCAAAUGUUCAAAUUUUACCGAGAGAAGAACUUCCUUCCUUUGUAUCAGGAAGUGAUGAACUUGUACAGAUAGUAGGAGAGAUAAAAGCAGCUCGAAAUGCUCUUGUCGAGGUGACAUCGAGACUCCGAAGUUACUUAUAUAGGGAGUUCUUUCAAAAGGAUUCUACACCACCUUCCUUCUUUGCAUCAGGUUCUUUGGGUAGUGGGAUGGGACUGGAGAGCUCGUCUCCAGGUAGAACUCCAGUUCGCGACGGUUAUACUGCGAAUGAUCCUCCUUCAGCUACUUACCAGAACGCACAAACUGUGGUAGCAGCACAGGCAUCAAAGGAAACUGGAGGUGCCAGUAACGAAACAACAAAGCAGAAUGAUAGUAAUCGCCGUGAAGAUCUUCCAAGUGGUUUGAAUAGUUCCGUUAGAAUCGCCGUGCCGCUUGUUACUAGGAGUACACUUGAAGUUGUUAUACCAGAGCUUGCGGUUCCAAAGCUCAUAACAAAAUCAAAAAACAAGCUUGCAAUGAUUAGUGAGCUAUCUGGAGCCAAUGUAACACUGGUAGAGGAUAGACCAGAGCUAACUCAAAAGAUCAUUCAAAUAUCAGGUGUUCCUGAGCAGGUUGAGAGAGCCCAGAGCUUGAUCCAGGGCUUUAUUUUAAGCACACAAGAAGACGGCCCGUAAAUCCGGGAGAGCAGGCCGUAACUUGAAGUUGGCCUUACCGGGGUUUUGGUUUUUCCAGAUGUAUGGUCUUUGGAAGGAGAUUUUGCUGCAUUGGUUGUUAGGCAGAUAAUAGUUUAUAGUACAAAUCCUGAUCCAUAUCCAUCUGUAAAUAUGUUGUCACCAAAGCUUUCAUUUCGGUUUGCUGUAAUGUUCCAAUUUUCCUUUUGUGUAUCUGCGAAACUGAUCCAGAGUAAUUUUCCUAUUGCCAUUUCAGUACCUUUUGUGCCGUUGAUCGUAGUCUUACAAUUUGCAGAGUUGUUUAAAUGGCGGGCUUCAGAAACGACGCAACUCAAAAUGGCUGUGAAAUUGUUAAAUCUUCUUGUAGGCCUCAACUCAAAUCACAACUCAAAAUUUAUUUUUUUAUUACAGUUUUUUCUCUCUUAUACAAAGGUGAAAUCUCAUGCGGCUCACUUUUUUUUAUAUAUUUAAUUUCAAUAUUCAUAAUCUUACUUCUUUUUUUUUUUUUUCCCGCAAAAACUGUAAUGUCUUAAGUUUGACAAAUGGUUAAAACUAAAACGAUAUUGUGCAAAAA
Messenger RNA from Morus notabilis, 3031 nucleotides. Its product is annotated as RNA-binding KH domain-containing protein RCF3. The coding region runs from base 400 to 2460 and encodes 686 amino acids. The record is from RefSeq and is a predicted model, not a curated record. Gene Ontology annotation, biological process: regulation of gene expression. Gene Ontology annotation, molecular function: mRNA binding. Gene Ontology annotation, cellular component: nucleus; cytoplasm. Lineage: Eukaryota; Viridiplantae; Streptophyta; Magnoliopsida; Rosales; Moraceae. The transcript has 8 exons.